GCAGAUUUAAGGUAAGCAAAACCAUUUCAGAUUUUGUCCUUCAGCAUUAUAACAUUCAAAGAUGCAUGAUCGUAUCAAAUGUGCAAGUGUAACUUAUUUUGGAGUGUUCACAUUUUGUGGUAUUAAUACAAGUUUCUAUUCAGUUUACAGCUGGUAUGCGACCCAUUGUGCUGUCACUGCUGUGGGUGCUGGGAACAUCAACGGUGUUGCCAGACCCUGAUGCAGCUGCAGACAAGCUGGCAGAAGAGCCUAUUCCAUGCUCGAAGGGAUGCACCUGCCUGCAUGAUGACUACAGCCUGGAGCUCAACAUGUACUGCAGCGCUCGGAACUUAACACAAAUCCCAUGUGACAUGCCCACGUCCGCGCAUUCCCUCUGGCUGGAUGGCAACUUGUUCACCUCACUCCCAGCUGCCGCUUUUAAAGAUCUCAGCAACCUGGAUUUUUUGAAUCUACAGAAUGGCCAGUUGAUGACGCUCGAUCCGCAGGCUUUCAAAGGACUUCGGUCGCUGGCGCAUAUUCACCUUGAGAGAAAUCGCCUCCGGACAUUGCCACGUACAAUAUUUCAAAAUACACCUAACCUCGCUUCCCUUAGUCUCCACAACAACCACCUUACUCGUAUAGAGGAGUGUGUGUUUGCUGGUCUCUCCCAAAUGUGGCUUCUCAACCUCGGAUGGAACUCAAUCUCCGUCUUACCUGAGAAUACCUUCCAGGACCUUCAAGGUCUGCGGGAGCUGGUUCUUGCGGGGAACAGACUGGCUUAUUUGCAGCCACCACUCUUCCAAAGCCUCACUGAGCUCAAAGAAUUAGAUCUUACUGGAAAUUACCUGAAGGUCAUCAAAGCUAAUGUGUUUGUAAAACUCCCUAAACUGCAAAAACUAUACCUAGGUCAGAACCACAUUGUGACCGUGGCACCCAGAGCCUUUUUAGGCAUGAAGUCCCUCAGAUGGCUGGACCUCACAAACAACCGGCUAACUUCCCUUAAUGAAGACACAUUUAUGGGCCUCCACAAUCUUCACGUGCUGCGCCUUUCCAACAAUUCUAUUAAUGGAAUUAGACCCAGGACUUUCCGUGAUCAGCAGUACUUAGAAGAACUACAGCUGAGUUAUAACAAGAUCCGCUCCCUUGGGGACAGAGUCUUUGAAGGUCUUGGACAUCUGGAGAUGCUUGAACUGGAGCACAAUCAAGUACAAGAGGCACAAGUGGGCAGUUUCACAGGCCUCUCUCAUGUAGCUGUCAUCAACCUGUCUGGAAGCUGCUUCCACAGUCUACCAGAUCAAAUGUUCAGAGGUCUACCAAAACUUCACAGCCUUCAUCUCGGUAGAGGAUGUCUGACAAGGCUCACAAGCCAUGCAUUCACUGGACUGUCUGGUCUACGGCGGCUUUUCUUGCAGCACAAUAACAUCUCUGUGGUUGAGCCUCGGAGCUUUGUCGACCUCAUAGGCUUACUAGGACUAGACUUGAGUUUCAACAAGUUGGAGGAUAUCACAACUGAUAUGUUCACUGGCCUCAAGAAUUUAGAAUACUUGCUGCUAUCCAACAAUGACUGUCGACAGUUUCUGCAGAAUGGCACAAAGGAUCUACUACCAAGGCUGCGUUAUCUCGACCUCAGGACCAAUGCCUUGACAAAUAUCUUCCCUGAUUUCCCACAGGGUCUGGAAAAACUUCUGCUUUCUGGGAACCAAUGGAACUGUGACUGCAGUGCCCUUCCUCUUAGGAACUUUAGCUUGAACAAUCCAAUGGUGAUACCUCGGCGAGUGGAGACCCAUGCAGAGGGCGACGAGCCCGACACUACUAUCACCAUCUACAACAACAUUACGUGCACCCGUCCCCCACAUCUCCGCGGUCAUGACCUACGGGAUGUUGACAAUGAAACCUUCCAAAGUUGUUAAGCAAAGUAGCAUCAGGAAGGGCUUCCAGUGCAAAACUUGUGCCAAAUCAACAUGCAGGUCCACCUUGGAUAUGCAACCCUGAAUGAAACAAGGGAGAAGCCAAGGGAACUUACUUGAUACAUAAUAGAGAAUGCUCUAAAGUUGAUACCUGUCAUAUUUCACAGAAAUUUAAUUUGAUUACCAAUUUCAAUUUUAAAUUCAGGUUCUUGUCUCACAUCGUUUAACAAGCAAUGCCUUUUUAAAAUCUUUAUCCUCGAUUUAAAAAAAAAAAGUUUUGAAAAUGAAUUCUUUUUUUAACCCAACAACAUAUCUUUUGUAUUGGCUCCAUGGAGUUACAUUAAAA
Molecule: messenger RNA, 2232 nt
Organism: Thalassophryne amazonica
Lineage: Eukaryota; Metazoa; Chordata; Actinopteri; Batrachoidiformes; Batrachoididae
Gene: igfals
Product: insulin-like growth factor binding protein, acid labile subunit
Cellular component (GO): extracellular matrix
Molecular function (GO): protein binding
Source: RefSeq, a predicted model, not a curated record